This is a messenger RNA of Setaria italica (foxtail millet), 435 nucleotides long. RefSeq names its product flavonoid O-methyltransferase-like protein Os11g0303600. NCBI's taxonomy places the organism in Eukaryota, Viridiplantae, Streptophyta, Magnoliopsida, Poales, Poaceae. The transcript has 2 exons. Gene Ontology annotation, biological process: methylation. The coding region runs from base 1 to 435 and encodes 144 amino acids. Gene Ontology annotation, molecular function: O-methyltransferase activity; protein dimerization activity; S-adenosylmethionine-dependent methyltransferase activity. The record is from RefSeq and is a predicted model, not a curated record.
AUGUCGAAUGGAGAGCAGAAGAGCGAGAAGCUGCGAGGGUACGGUCACCUGUACAGCCUUAGCCUCGCCCAUUUCAAGUCGGCGGCGAUCAAGUGCGCCGUGGAGUUGGGCAUUCCAACUGCUAUCAAACGCUGCGGCAGGACGGCCACCAUCUCCGACCUCAUCAAGGAGAUCGGCCUCGUCCCGGCAAAGGCGCCAUACCUCAGCCGCCUCCUGCGCUUCCUUGCCUUCUUCGGGCUGUUCGAGGAGGACGAGGAGGAGUUUGCGUCAGCUAAAAGCAAGACGGUGUACAAGCUGACUCCGACGUCGCGGCUCCUCGUCCAGGAGGCCGACAACGAUUCGACGUGCGACAUGUCCCACAUGCUGCUGCUGUUCACGCGUCCCAGCACCACUGUGUCAACCUUCUUCGACGUUGAGCAGCGACGCGUCAUUUAA